Molecule: messenger RNA, 2553 nt
Organism: Erythranthe guttata (spotted monkey flower)
Lineage: Eukaryota; Viridiplantae; Streptophyta; Magnoliopsida; Lamiales; Phrymaceae
Source: RefSeq, a predicted model, not a curated record
AAAACUAAAAUAAGACAAUCCAGACUUUUUAAGUCCCUUUCGUUGGUAAACUGUAUACACUUUUUAAUAUCUUCAUCAAACCAGCUAACGUCUAAUGUCUUCAUCAUCUAAUGGAUAUCUCUUGGGGGUUUGGGAUUCUCCUGAAGACGAUAAACGCAACCGUGAAACGAUUAACCGCAAUUUCCCAAAGGUAUGCUCCGAUUCUGCAAUUUUUACUGAUUUUGGGAAGAAAAAUGAUGAUAACAUUAAAAUUGGUGGUGCGAAGAGAAAGAAGGGAAAUAAAUUAGAAAUUGAGUAUUCCGACAUUGUUUUAUCUGAAAAGGCGGAAACUGCAAAGGGUCAGUUUGAUGGGAUUGAGUCUAGUGGAGAUAGACAGGAUAGAAUUAUUGGUAUUGUUAACGAUUUUGAUGGCAAAUUAUGUAAAGUGAAGAAACAGAAGUUGAGCUACACAGAUACGCAAAUUUGUUCAAGUGUUUCUGGUGGUGAUGGUACUAAGCAUGUUUUUGUUGAAAAGAAGAGGGUCAGAAAUAGAGGAACCAAAAAGGCAGAAAAAAUCAUUGUUUCGCCGUAUUUUAUGAAAAAAUCUCUCGAGGAUGAGAGUAUUCUUAAGAGUAAGGAGAAAGGGAGGAGAAAGGAUGUAGAAAUAAAUAGCAAUCAACAUUUAAUCUCGAAUGUUUCGGAUUGUGAUGCCAAGAAGAGUAAACAGACGAAGAAGAAUAAGAAAUCUGAAAUUAAUGUUUCACCUUAUUUUAUAAAUAAAUGUAGCAAGGAUGAGAAUUUGGAAGUUGAACCUGGCACUGUUACAAGAGAAAUAGAUCAGUGUCCUAAAAGUAAGCGGAAAAAGAGGUCAGAAGAUGGAGUUAAGCAUUUGUCGUCAGAUGGUAGUGUCAAGAAGACAAAACACAAGAAGAAGGAAAAAGACGUAAUUACUCGUUCUCCUUAUUUUCUGAAGAAAUGCGUCGUCGAGGAUGAUAAUGGUCAUUCUCAAGUUGACGAGAAUUUGGGAAUUGAUCAUGCCAUUGUUAAAGGAGAUGGAUACAAGGAUUCUAGUAGCAAGCGACGGAAAAGAAGAAAAGAUGUAGAGAGCAAUUGCAAGGAAGGCUGUAGCGAUGAAAUUAAGCUUCCGUAUAGUGGUGGUGCUGGCAAGAAGAGAGAACGAAAGAAGCGAAAAGAAGAAACUAUCACUUCUCCUUAUUUUCUGAAGAAACGUGUCAAGGAUGAGACUAUAAAUUCUCAGUUUGACGGAAAUACUGAAACCGAAUCUGCAACAGUUUUGGAAGAAAGAGAUGAAAAAAAUAGCGACAAUUUGACAAGUAAGAGAAGAGAUGGAGAUGGUAACAAGAAAGAAAACUUGAUCGAUGAAGAUGUACAUUUUCCAAAUGGAAGCCUCAAAGAGAAGCAGCAGCCUUUGGCAAAUCAGGAUGGCAGUGGUGUAAAUAAGUUGCCUAAUUUAUCCUUAGAUGAUUUCUUCUCGCAAUUUGUAUAUAAAGGUGACAAAGAAUAUGGAAGAGAGAAUAUGGAAGGGGACGAGACGAAAAUUGUGAAAGAUGGCUUGUGUAAAGAUGAUGAUGUUGUUGUUGGAAGUCAAAGUGCACUUCGUAGUAGUUGUGAGAAUAUGAAAAAAGAUGGUGAGAAAAAAACGAGGACUGGUCGUAAAGGUGUUGGCCGAAAAAUCAGCAGUGUUGAGGAGAAUGACAAAACAAAAGGGGAAAUUGAAUCAAAGAAAUUCAAAGCAAAAAAAGUUUCUCCAUAUUUUAGCAGCACACAGCUCCAAAGGGAACAAAAUGGAGAUAUAGCAGUUCCGACCAACUCCGAAAGUCAACCUCCAAAGACGAGAAGGAAAAAAGCACGAACAGUUACUCUCACUGCUGAGCAGAAAAGAGACGAGGCUUAUGAAAAAAGAAGUACCGAUAACAAUUGGAUACCUCCUCGAUCACCUUUUAAUCUUCUCCAAGAAGAUCAUGCUUUUGAUCCUUGGAGGGUUUUGGUUAUAUGUAUGCUUCUUAACAUGACUACUGGUCUACAGGUUGGGAGAGUAUUAUCAAACUUUUUUGAACUAUGUCCAAAUGCAAAGACAGCUACAGAAGUUGCGUGUGAGGACAUUCAAGAAAUAAUACGCAGUUUAGGUUUGCAUCAGAAGAGAGCAAUGGGGAUUCAGCGUUUCUCCCAAGAAUAUCUUAAUGGCAUAUGGACUCAUGUAACCCAACUGCCCGGUAUUGGCAAGUAUGCAGCUGAUGCAUAUGCAAUAUUCUGUACCGGAAAAUGGGAACGUGUUAGACCAAUUGAUCAUAUGCUCGUAAAAUACUGGGAAUUCUUGUGUGAUAACUUUGGCGUAAAGUCUAUUCCUCAAGAUUUAUCAGAUGCCAAACUAUCUCUAUCUCUAACUUAACUGUCUUUUGUGGAUUUCCGUAAUUUUCGGAAUCCACAAACGGUGUCUCUUGUGGAAGUCCUCGGCUUUAAGAAUGACCUUCUUUCCAGUUUCCCAACAAGUUGCCCGUAAGUUUUCCAAGCCAAAAGUUAUUUGGGCUGCAAAGUGCCAAGAAAUUUUUGUUU